Molecule: messenger RNA, 3570 nt
Organism: Abrus precatorius (Indian licorice)
Lineage: Eukaryota; Viridiplantae; Streptophyta; Magnoliopsida; Fabales; Fabaceae
Product: putative disease resistance protein At3g14460
Exons: 1
Coding region: 1-3570 (1189 amino acids)
Biological process (GO): defense response to other organism
Molecular function (GO): ADP binding; protein binding
Source: RefSeq, a predicted model, not a curated record
AUGGCAUUGGAAUUGAUUGGCGGUGCUCUUCUUUCUGCUUUCAUUCAGGCAGCAGUUGACAAGCUGACUUCUGGUCAAGUUUUGGAGUACUUUGGAAGAAGAAAACUUGAUGAGGAACUGCUGAACAGGUUGAAGCUCAAGCUGGUGUGCAUCAAUGCUCUGGCUGAUGAUGCAGAACAAAAGCAGGUCACUGAAGUGAGAGAUGCUGCCAAAGUUGCUGUGAAAGCAUGGCUUGUUGCUGUCAAUGAAGCUGUGCUUGAUGCAGAGGAUCUCUUGGAUGAAAUAGACUAUGAAGUCUUCAAAUGUGAAUUGGAAGCUGAUUCUGAAUCUCAAUCUCAAACCUGUACUUGCAAGGUAUGGACAUGUUUCAAGGCUUAUUCCGUCAGUUCAUUCGAUAGGGAAAUUGAAUCCAGGAUGAAACAAAUCCUUGAAAAACUAGAGUAUCUUGCAAACCAAAAGGAUGAUCUAGGUUUGAAAGAGGCUAGAGAUUCUGGUGUUGGAUCAGGUAGUAAAGGGUCAAAAAAAUUGGCUUCAACAUCUUUGGUGGGUGGAAGUGUUAUUUAUGGUAGAGAUUAUGACAAAGAAAUUAUCCUUAAUUGGAUGAUAUCUGACAGUGGGAGUGUUAACCAUCUCUCAAUACUUUCUGUUGUGGGUAUGGGAGGGAUGGGUAAGACCAUGCUUGCCCAACAUGUAUACAAUGACUCAAAGGUGGAUGAGGCUAAAUUUGAUAUCAAAGCUUGGGUCUGUGUUUCAGAUGAAUUUGAUGUUUUUAAGUUAUCUAAAGCAAUUCUUGAGGCAAUCACAAAGUCCAAAGAUGACAGUGGAGACCUAGAAGUGGUUCAUGGAAGACUGAAAGAAAAUUUGGAAGGGAAGAGAUUUCUUGUCAUUUUGGAUGACGUUUGGAACGAAAAACGAGACCUGUGGGAAGCUUUGCAAACUCCUCUUAAUUAUGGGGCAAAAGAAAGCAAAAUUCUUGUGACGACACGCAGUGAGAAAGUUGCUUUAGCCAUGCAGUCAAAUGAAGUACAUCACCUGAAGCAACUACAAGAAGAUCAUUGCUGGAAAGUGCUUGCUAGACAUGCAUUCAUUGAUGAAAAUUCUCAAUUGGAUCCGGAGUUUAAGGAGAUAGGUAUGAAGUUGGUAGAAAAAUGCAAAGGACUGCCUCUAGCCUUGAAAACAAUUGGAAGUCUCUUACACACAAAAUCGUCGGUUUCGGAAUGGGGAAGUGUACUGACAAGCGAGAUAUGGAGCUUACCAGAAGAACAUAACAAUAUUAUCCCCGCUUUGUUGUUGAGCUAUCACCACCUUCCCUCUGCUCUCAAGAGAUGCUUUGCUUUUUGUGCUUUGUUCCCAAAAGAUUACGAGUUUGACAAGGAGGAUCUUAUUCUGUUAUGGAUGGCUGAAAACUUUCUCCAAUACCCCCAACAGAGUAAGAGUAUGGAAGAAGUUGGCGCACAGUACUUUGAUGAUCUGUUAUCAAGGUCCUUUUUUCAACAAACUCAAAGAAGUAGGUCCAAUACAAGAACGAGUUAUGUCAUGCACGACCUUCUCAAUGACCUGGCAAAUUAUGUUAGCGGGGAUUCUUGUAUCCGAUUAGAAGUGAAAGAAGCACCAACUAUAUCUGAAAAGACACGUCAUUUCUCAUUUGAAAGUUACGGCAUUGAACAUUUUCACGGGUUUAAGGGUUUGCAUGAACCUAGGUUACGUACAUUUCUACCUUUACAAAAUGCAAAUUAUGUUUUUUUCUGGGAAUGUACGAUGUCGAUAGAUGAUUUGUUCUCAAAGUUCAGGUUCCUACGUGUCUUAUCUUUUUCUCAAGAAUGGAGUCUUACAGAGGUGCCUGAAUCUUUAUGCAAUCUUAAACAUCUUCGUUCUCUAGACCUUUCUCAUACCAAAAUAACAAAGCUUCCUGAUUCAACUUGUUCGCUCUAUAACUUACAAAUACUGAAGCUGCAUUCUUGUGAAUCAUUGGAAGAGCUGCCCUUGAAUUUGCAUAAACUCACUAAAUUGCGUCACCUCGAUUUAAGAAAAACUAAGUUGAGAAAGAUGCCAAUGCAUUUGGGGGAAUUAGAGAAUCUUCAAGUAUUGAUGAGUUCUUUUUGUGUGGACAAGGGCAGCAAUUUCAAUAUCCAGGACCUAGAAAAACUCAAUCUGCGUGAAGACUUGAUCAUUUCGGGGAUGCAGAAUAUUGUGAAUCCCUCGGGUGUAUCAAAAGCAAAUUUUAAGAGUAAAACUCACCUUGUGAGGCUGGAGUUAAAAUGGAGUGAGAAUGAUAAUGUUUCAGAGAAAGAAAAUGAUGUACUGGAGGAGCUACAACCUUCCAAAUACUUGAGAGAGCUAUCAAUCAGGAACUAUGGCGGAACAAAAUUCCCAAGCUGGUUUGGAGAUAACUCGUUGUGGAAUAUGGUGUCAUUAAAGUUGAGCAACUGUAAAAACUGUGCUUUGUUGCCUUCGCUUGGACAGUUGCCUGUCUUGGAAAUCUUAGUCCUUGAAGAUAUGAGGAAACUGGAGAAAUGGGAAUGUAAAACUGUGACGGGUGCUUUUCCACGUCUUCGAGAGCUUUCCAUAGAGAGAUGUCCUAAGCUGAAGGAGCAGUUGCCAGAGCAACUUCCUUGUUUGAUGAAGCUAAAUAUUAGAGUGUGCGUACAGCUUGUGGCUACUCUUCCACGGGCUCCAGUCAUUGAAGAAUUAAUGGUAUUUAGUAGUGGAAAGAUGCAAAUGGAUUAUAACCCAUCUACUUUGAAAAAACUCACCAUCUAUGGAAGCUUCAUCUUCAUGCAAGGAUCGCUGCUUGAAAGGAUUGGACCCACCAUAUCUGAUGCCUCUCUUGAAUAUUUGGUCCUUUAUGAUUGCCCGAAUGUGAAUUUUCCCACUCACCAUUGCCACAAUUCCCUUGUACAUUUGUCAAUCGGGCGUAGCUGUGACUCUCUAACGACCUUUCCGCUUGAUCUCUUCCCAAAACUCUAUUAUCUUAGUCUCGAGUUGCAUAAUCUACAAAUGAUUACGCAGGAGCACGCUGACAAUCAUCUACAGAUUCUGAAUAUUAGUGAGUGCCCUCAAUUAAAAUCAUUGCCUGAACGGAUGAACACCCUCCUUCCAUCUCUUGCUCGCCUAAUGAUAUACAAUUGUCCACAAGUGGAGUCGUUCUGUGAUGGAGGUUUGCCAUCAAGUCUCCAAUAUCUAAGGCUCGGGAAUUGCCCGAAAGUUGUGGCUUCACUAAGAGGGGCUUUGGAAGCCAACAACACCUCUCUGGAAUUGUCUAUUGGAGAAGUGGAUGUGGAGUCUUUUCCUGAUGAAGGGUUGCUGCCACUCUCUGUUACUUCUCUAGCAAUACGUGAUUGUCCAAAUCUUAAAAAACUGAACUAUAAGGGUCUCUGCCACCUCUCCUCUCUCGAGUCAUUGAUUCUUGAUGACUGUCCCAGCCUCCAAUGCUUACCAGAGGAGGGUCUGCCCCAAUCCAUUUCAACCUUCCAACUUCGAGGCAACUGUCCAAUGCUCAUACAACGUUGUCAGCAACCAAAUGGAGAAGACUGGGGAAAGAUUGCUCACAUAAAAGACUUACUGAUUUAG